Meleagris gallopavo (turkey) is the source of this 678-nucleotide messenger RNA. The record is from RefSeq and is a predicted model, not a curated record. Lineage: Eukaryota; Metazoa; Chordata; Aves; Galliformes; Phasianidae.
AUAAUCCCCCAUCCUCCAGAUGCCUAUAGGGAGACCCGUAAAUACAACGCCUCUGAGAGGGCAGCCCUCCCCACCACCCCGGGGGCUUUGGAGCACUUCCACAUGCGGCUCUUCCGUGCCCAACGCAACCUCUACCUGGCCGGCUUUGCGCUGCUGCUCUCCUUCCUGCUGAGGCGUUUGGUCACCCUGAUCUCGCAGCAAGCGUUGCUGGGGGCCUCCAGCCAAGCAUUCCGCAAGCAGGCGGAGGGGGCGAGCCAGGCAGCACGGCGUUACAUGGAGGACAACGAGGCGUUGCGCAAGCAACUGCAAGAGGCAGGAGACGACUCGACCCCCCCCAGCAGGGCUGAGAAUGAGAACCUGAAGGCGAAAGUGGAGAAACUGAAGGAGGAGCUGGCAGCCAGCAAGCGCACUCUGGAGAAGGCGGAGAAUGAAGUGCAGGCCAUGCGGCGGCAGGCAGAGGGGCUGACGCGGGAGUACGACCGGCUGCUGGAGCAGCACGCGCGGCUGCAGGUACUGGGAGGGACUGGAAGCACUGGGAGAGGGACGAGGGUGGCAGCGGGAUGGAUUGGGGGUGCUGGGUGCGGGAUUGGGGUCGCAGGGUGUGAUAGGAAAGGGUCUGAGCGCACCGAGAGACAGCAGAAUAAACGGCAUCCAAGUUACUGGGGGAGGGACUGGGAG